AUGGAUGAAAAAGAUGCCCCGGUCGAGGCUGGCCAGCUCUGGGGCAAUGGCUCUGCCACCACGGUUGCGACGUGUGGCUGGGAGAGCAUAACUGUUGGCACGACUGCAAACAACAGCUCCGUUGAAUUAGGAUCGCUCGGUCGAAAUCAAACAAUCCGACAAGUUUGGGACGAUGAAUUCUCAGCAGUUGGCUCAGAACCGAAGAAAGGAACUCAUGUCAUACGCUCAGGCCUGUGCAAAGACAUUGCGGAGCAAUCCUCUAUCCCAUCAGAGCCAGUUUCAGAAACGCCGAAUCGAGUUCAAGUGUGGUCGUCAAAACUGAGGCAUGGGCCUUGCAAUACAUAUGGUCGUCUCUUCACCAUCAUGAUCGUUGGCAAUGUGCUCCCGCUGCUUGUCGGUGUGAUACUAGACUUUCAGGAGGUGGCUGAAAUUCAGGCCAUACUGGAAAAGUCUGCUACCAUUUGCAUACAUAUGGCAUCAGCGAAUGCUAUGGUCUGUACGUUGGCACGAUCGCCUGUCGUGAUCAAUGCACUCUUCGUCGUGUGCGGUGCGAUACCACGAUCAUCUCCCUUGUGGCUUCGAAGGAGGCUUUGCAAGAUAUUCCAUAUCGGGGGAGUUCACAGCGGGACUGGCAUAGCAGCAUGCAUGUGGACAAUGAUAUUCGUCAUCGUUUUUGCCUUUACCAAGCCAUGGGUUAGUCCGCGACCGACCUUUAUCUUGGCCAUGGCUGUCGUGGUCACGGCCCUGCUGAUUGCCAUCAUUGUCGUGGCCAUUCCAUCCAUACGUCGGCGUUGUCAUGACACGUUUGAAAUGACACACAGAUUUGCGAGUUGGCUCACCCUGGCGUUCCUUUGGGCAUUGCUUCUUACCCAGGCCUACGAUGAAGUUGUGCUAGACCAGAUGUCGUCUAUCGGAACAUACCUCUUGACCUUUCCAACUUUCUGGUUCCUCUUGGUGUCCAGUAUGGCAGCGAUGUGGCCUUGGACAAUGCUGCGCAAGGUGGAUGUUACUCCAGAAUACCUAUCCCCGCACGCAAUACGAUUGCACUUUAGCCAUCGACAAGCAAGAUGGGGAAGGGGUCUGUCGCUUGCAAGACACCCCCUUAGGGACUGGCACAGCUUUGCAACUUUUACCGAUCAACUCGACACCCCAGAGUCCAAGUUCUCCUGUCUAGUGUCAAAUGCCGGCGACUGGACAAGGUCAGUCAUUGAAGCACGGCCAACUAAACUGUGGAUACGGGCAGUGCCGGUCUGUGGCCUGGCAUACGCAAUGAAGGUCUUCAGUAGACUAGUUGUGGUCACGACGGGCUCGGGCAUCGGCCCUUGCUUGUCCUUUAUUGGGUACAAGGACAUGCCUCCGUUACGCGUAGUCUGGCAAUCGCGAUGCCCACUGCAGACGUACGGCCAACGAACGCUUGAUCUGGUCAAGAGAAUGGAUCCCAACCCACUGAUCAUUGACACAAGUCAAGGAGGCAGGCGUGACAUGCUGCCCGAGGUUCUGAACAUGGUCAGAGAUUUUGAGGCCGAAGCAGUGAUUGUAAUUAGCAACCCCGGCUUUACAGAGAAGAUUGUGUACGAUCUUGAGAGUAAGGGUAUUCCGGCAUAUGGUCCUAUUUUCGACAGUUGA
Messenger RNA from Pestalotiopsis fici W106-1, 1626 nucleotides. RefSeq lists its product as uncharacterized. Gene Ontology annotation, biological process: sexual sporulation resulting in formation of a cellular spore; regulation of conidium formation; conidium formation. The transcript has a single exon. The record is from RefSeq and is a predicted model, not a curated record. Bases 1 to 1626 code for a protein of 541 amino acids. NCBI's taxonomy places the organism in Eukaryota, Fungi, Ascomycota, Sordariomycetes, Amphisphaeriales, Sporocadaceae.